CCUAAUGUCUGACAUUGGGUUAGGGUUUGUGACGAUGGGGCUCUCUCUCUCGUUCAUGUUAGGGUUAGGCUUUGGAUUUGUGUAAAUUUUUUUGAUUUAUGUAACAAAUUGGGGAAAUUCCAGUGUACAUGGAUGACGUACAAGAAGAAGCCGACGAUAUUCCACCACUGACCGAGCAACAACCAAGAAUGCAGUGUUUGGAUGAUAUAAACGUAUUCUCACCGUUAGCAUCGAUCCCGUAUGAUGUUUGGAAAUUUUACAACCAUUAUGGUAAAGAAGGUGGAUUUGGUACGCGAGCGAGUUCUAGCAAGAGGAAUAGGGAUUAUGAAGUCAUUAGAAAGGAGUACGUUUGUUGCAAAGAAGGGGUGAAGAGGCUCCACAAAACUAGUGAACCCGUUACACAGCGUCGGGGGGAUAGUAGAGAGAAUUGUGGGGCGAAAUUGUCUGUUCUGAAAAACCAGUCAAGUGGAAAAUUUGUUGUCUCCCAAUUUGUCGAGGGUCAUAACCACCCUCUUGCGUCUCCAAAGAGGGUACAUUUAUUUCGAUCUCAUCGUAAAGUGUCAGCUACAAAAAAGGCUUUAGUAGAACAACUAUCAGCUGCAAAUGUGCGAACCUGCCAACAAAUGAGUAUUUUCGAGUUACAAUCCGGAGGUCUACAAAAUGUUGGCUUUUUACAAGAAGAUCUUGAUAAUUUUAAAAGGGACAUGAGGAAAAUGUUAGCCGGACAAGACGCCAAUAUGUUGUAUGAGCAUUUUCAAAUUGAACAACAAAAGAAUGCAAGUUUUGUGUAUACAAUGGAGAAAGAUGAUGAGGGGAGGAUGACUCAUUGUUUUUGGGCGGAUGCCACCUCUAGAAAAUCAUACCAAUAUUUUGGAGACGUUGUGGUGUUUGAUACAACAUACAACACAAACCGAUAUGCCAUGAUCUUUGCACCUAUAUUAGGGGUUAAUCACCACGGGCAGACUACUCUUUUUGGGUGUGGAUUCUUAAGUGAUGAAAGUAGUGAUUCUUUUGAGUGGCUGUUUGAGGAAUUUUUGAAAGCAAUGCUAGCAGGCCCGCCCAAAAUGAUCAUAACUGAUCAAGAUCCGGCAAUGACAAAAGCAUUUGCUAAUGUUCUUCCGAAUACGCAUCAUAGGUAUUGCAUUUGGCACAUUAUGCGUAAAUUUUUUGAAAAAAUAAGUGCAUUAUCCUAUAAAGAACAUUAUGAUGAGUUCAAAAAAUGUAUAUGGAAUUCCGAGACCCCUGAAGAGUUCGAAACUAAAUGGAUGGAUGUUGUACAUAAAGCUAACUUAUCUAGCAAUGAAUGGUUGAAAGGGAUGUACCAAAUCCGUGAGAGAUGGAUUCCUGCGUAUAUGAAACACAUGUUUUCCGCCCACAUGACUAGUAGUCAAAGAGCUGAGAUUUCUCAUGCAUUUUUCAAGAGAUAUGUGUCUGAAAAUAAUUCAUUGUGGGAUUUUGUGACACGGUUUGAUAGAGCACUUUCAAAGCUACGUCAUAAUGAGUUGGAUUUGGAUCAUAAAGAUCUUAAUGAGAAGCCUCCAUUGAAAACAGUAGCACCCAUGGAGUUGACAAUGAGUGAGUUACAUACACGGGCCAUAUUUUACAAGUUUCAAGAUGAACUACAUCAAAUUUUGGCAUAUGUUGUUACGAUGACACAUGAGGACGAACACCGUUAUUUGUACAAUGUUGAGAGGGCGAAGGUAAGUGGUUCAAGGGUUCGUCAAAUUUUCGUAGAGAAGUCAUCAAAAUAUUCAAGUUGUAGUUGCAAGAUGUUUGAAAGUGACGGAAUCCCAUGUCGGCACUUGUUGGCGUUCUUCAGUAGAAUGCAGAUUAUAGAUAUGCCUAAUGAGUACAUUUUGCUGAGGUGGACUAAAUUGGCGAAAGCUAUGAGAGUUGUAGAUGACUUGGGUGGGUCCGUCAAAGAAAUAUGCGACACUUCUUUGUUAGAGAGGCGAAAUAAUCUCUUCCAACUUGCUUCUAAUGUAAUUGAUGAUGCCGUAUUAACUGAAGAUGGGACUCAAAUUUUGGAAGAAGCUUUGUGUUCGGUUCAAAAGAAGCUAUGUUCCAUGAAUCUUAGUAGUGAAAAUGGCAAAGCGAGUUCUAUCCAAGUGUCUAUUCCUCAUGAACAAAGUUUCAAAGAACCACUUAAAGUUAGGGCAAAGGGUUGUGGUAAAAGAUUAAAGGGAGGAAAAGAGAAAGCGGUCAAGAAGAGUAGGCGUUGUAAUGGUUGUGGGUUAAUCGAACAGUCGCAUGACAAAAGGAACUGUCCAAAACUUCAGAACAUAUCUCCAGACUUCUUCUUCGUCCAUCUUCAACCUUAA
This is a messenger RNA of Rhododendron vialii, 2321 nucleotides long. RefSeq names its product protein FAR1-RELATED SEQUENCE 5-like. The coding region runs from base 129 to 2321 and encodes 730 amino acids. NCBI's taxonomy places the organism in Eukaryota, Viridiplantae, Streptophyta, Magnoliopsida, Ericales, Ericaceae. The transcript is spliced from 4 exons. Gene Ontology annotation, molecular function: zinc ion binding. Gene Ontology annotation, biological process: regulation of DNA-templated transcription. The record is from RefSeq and is a predicted model, not a curated record.